UUGAGUCAAUGAUCACGUGAUUGAGUAUUCGUACAACAAUUUCCUGUGAAAUACGCCUCCAUUUAUAUGAAGACAUUGCCAUCACUGGACUCACUGACUGACUGACACACCGAUUGUCACCACAACAACCACAACAGUCACUAUACAUUACCAACACAUCACCAAUUGGUUCGUCUUAAUCACAACAAGAACAACCAAGAAGAUCAUUGUCGGCAUAAGUGACACCACUUUGACAGUUGAUUUGUCACUCAGUUGUGUUGUCAUCACCAGUGAUCACCUCAAUUGAUCCCACUCUGUGUGUCAUUUAUAUUCUGAAAUCUCGUUGACUGUAAUUGUGAUACAAAUGGCAGAUGUGAAUACAUUGGUAUCAGAAGACCCGGCGGCCGACUUUCUGGCCCGAGAACAGAAUGUUUUGGCCGAACUCGAAGAUGACUUCGAGUUUCCCACAAAUACUAAAGAUUUGUCACAAAAAAUCAACGGCAGUUUUGCUAACGGAGACGCAGAUGAGGAUCAGUUUAUGAACGGUCCCAAUGGUCUCACUAAUGGCGACGAAUCGACUCACGACGACUUCAAUGUAUUAACAAAUAAUGCAAUCAAUUCGUCGCAAUCGUCGGACAACACGACUAUAAAAGAGGUUGAGAUUAGAGAAGAACCCGAAAAGAUCCGAAAGUGGAGAGAAGAUCAACAAAAGUUAUUAGAAGAGAAGGAUAGAGAGGAGGCCAAGAAAAAAGAGGAAUUAAAACAAACGGCAAAACAUGAACUCGAGGAAUGGUAUGCCAGAUAUGCCGAACAGCUGGAAAAGUCUAAGAUUAAUAAUAGAAACGCUGAGAAGGAAUGGGUGGCYGAAAGAGAUACUGAAGUAGAGGGUCAGGAGUGGGAGAAAAUCGCCAAAAUGUGUGACUUUAAUCCUAAGUCGACCAGAAAUACAAAAGACACGACAAGAAUGCGAUCAAUACUUUUACAACUGAAACAAAACCCACCGACCAGUCAUAACAGCAAUUCCUAAAUCCGUUCACAACUUAAAUCACUUUUUAAUUAUUAUUAAUUUUAAAAUAUAAAUAUAAGUAUUACAAGAAUUCCAAUUACAGAUAAUAAACUACAUUUAAUUUACAAUUAGUUAAUAUGUAUAAUCAAAUUAAUUUGUUUUUAUAAUAUAAUUUAAUUAUUAAAUUAAAAUUUUAGACAUUGACUCUCAUGUUUGUAUUGGCUCGCAAUGCAAAAUAUAAUUCAUUUAAUGUUUAAAACAUUUCAAUUUUUAGAGCUGAGUUCAGUUCAAUUCAUUAUUAAUAUUUACCAAAUUGUAAUUUACAACAAAAAUUAAUCAAAUCUUAACAAAAUUGUAAAUUACGCCCUGUUUUGAAAGUUACGCGUAAUUUAUUAUCUGAAAAAAUACAAUUAUAAACAUUUCCAAUU
Molecule: messenger RNA, 1413 nt
Organism: Oppia nitens
Lineage: Eukaryota; Metazoa; Arthropoda; Arachnida; Sarcoptiformes; Oppiidae
Gene: Clc
Product: clathrin light chain-like
Exons: 4
Coding region: 344-1006 (220 amino acids)
Biological process (GO): clathrin-dependent endocytosis; intracellular protein transport; clathrin coat assembly
Cellular component (GO): clathrin coat of trans-Golgi network vesicle; clathrin coat of coated pit; plasma membrane
Molecular function (GO): structural molecule activity; clathrin heavy chain binding
Source: RefSeq, a predicted model, not a curated record